AUGGGUGCAACAUUCAAAUCCGCUUCAGUUCAAAAGGAUUUCCAGGGGAAAAUUCCACUCUCUGCUCCCCAAGCCAUCACUUUCCUGGCUGCCUAUCACUCACCCCCAGAGCUUCCUCCUCCACUCACCCUAACUGCCCAAUCAAAGAGCAGCCUCAGGUCCCCACCCAGUUACUCUUUUGGAAUCGUGGAAGCAGGACUUGAUUUAGAAACACAGGCUGUUUCCACCAAGGAAAAGGAAUCGUAUUAUAAGUUUGCUAUCCAGAACCUCCACUCUAUCGACCCCUUUGCUGAUGCAAGUAAGGGUGAUGACCUGCUUCCUGCUGGCACUGAGGAUUAUAUCCAUAUAAGAAUUCAACAGAGAAAUGGCAGAAAGACCCUUACUACUGUCCAAGGGAUUGCUGAUGAUUAUGAUAAAAAGAAACUAGUGAAGGCGUUGAAGAGUUUUGCCUGCAGUGGUACUGUAAUUGAGCAUCCAGAAUAUGGAGAAGUAAUUCAGCCUCAGGGUGACCAAUGCAAGAACAUAUGCCAGUUCCUCAUAGAGCUUGGACUGGCUAAGGAUGAUCAGCUGAAGGUUCAUGGAUUUUAAGUGCUUGUGGCUCACUGAAGCUUAAGUGAGGAU
Pongo pygmaeus (Bornean orangutan) is the source of this 621-nucleotide messenger RNA. Its product is annotated as eukaryotic translation initiation factor 1-like. The record is from RefSeq and is a predicted model, not a curated record. Gene Ontology annotation, molecular function: translation initiation factor activity. Gene Ontology annotation, biological process: translational initiation. NCBI's taxonomy places the organism in Eukaryota, Metazoa, Chordata, Mammalia, Primates, Hominidae. The transcript is spliced from 3 exons. The coding region runs from base 1 to 588 and encodes 195 amino acids.